Molecule: messenger RNA, 1563 nt
Organism: Salvia miltiorrhiza (redroot sage)
Lineage: Eukaryota; Viridiplantae; Streptophyta; Magnoliopsida; Lamiales; Lamiaceae
Exons: 1
Coding region: 1-1563 (520 amino acids)
Molecular function (GO): zinc ion binding; nucleic acid binding
Source: RefSeq, a predicted model, not a curated record
AUGGAUCCAGAAGAAAUACAAAGAUUGGUGAAUCAACUCAAGCUGUCAGAGGAAGCAGAUGAUUCUACGGUGGCCCUCUCCGCCAGCCUUACGAAUAAUUUGCGCCUUCAGACAAAACUUUGCCUUGUUGGAAAGGUGUUUGCUAGCAAACAAGUCAAUAGGGAGCUUUUACUCACUCAACUCCCAAUUAUUCUACAGACACAGUUAAGGGUCGAUGUGGAGAUUGUGGGACCAAACCUAUUUAUUGCUCAAUUUACGUCGGGUUUGGAUAAAAAACAUGCUUUUUUAGAUGGUCCUUGGCAUUUCUUCCAGGAUCUCCUAUUGUUCGCUGAAAUUGAAGGUUUUCAACACCCCUGUGAAGUCAAGUUUGAAUCUUUCACAGGAUGGAUUCAGUGCCAUAACCUGCCCCUGGCUUGUAUGCACCCGGAUGUGAUUAGACGCAUUGGAGAACAAAUUGGUACUGUCAAAGAGAUCGAUUUGGGGGCAGGGGGCCUUUGUUUGGGAAAAUUUGCAAGAGUUAGGGUUUCCUGGUCCCUAAAUUUACCGCUAAAAAGAUGUGUGCGCCUCCUCCCUGAUGGUGAGAUGGAGGGUGCCAUUAUAUUACUGCUUUAUGAAAAGUUGCCAAACUUUUGCUUUCGCUGCGGAAAAAUUGGCCACCUUCUUCAUUUCUGUGAGGAAGCGAGCUGUGGCGAUCAAGAACUGAAGUUUGGAAUGUGGAUUUUGGCUCCUAGAGCCUACGAGGCUCGAAAGAAGACGACACAUAACAUGGUUUAUAUGACUGGGGAGUCGUCUCAAACCGAGCGGAGAAAGGUUGUCAAUGAAAGUUCCCCUCGAUUAUCCCCAAGCUCACACAAGAAGGGGGAUGAGAAUGAAGAUGAGGCAGCUUCAAGUGCUCAGGGAUGCUUUGGAGGAAACUACAGAAACCCAAAGCAUGUUUCGAGCCCUGCUAUUUCGACUCCGGAUGAGUCGCAGAACUGUGAGAAGAUGCUGAUAGAGAUGACACAGGCUCUGGUUUCGGGGAGAGGCGGACAAAGAGGGAAUAAAGAGGGAGAGGGUGAGGGACAUAGGGGUCAUAAGAAGGAGGAGGGAAAAGUGGAAAAAAUGGAUGGGGUGAAGAAGGGUGAGGGAGAGAAGGGGGAGGUGCAUAAGGAUGAUACUUAUGAAGGGAUUGGAGGGGUGGAAGUUAAGGGAAAGGGCGUGGCAACAGUAGGGGAAAAAAGUGGAGGCAAGAAGGGGACUCCCCCAAAAAUGGGAGGCUGGAAGAAACGGGCUAGGAAGGAGGAUGUUUCGAGGAGGGGAUUAGGAGGAAGAGGAGGCCGGGGUGGGCGAGGGAUGAGCCCGAGCACUGAGGGAGUGGAAAGGGGAGCUGUUGGAGGAAGAGGGAGGGGAGGAGGCGAGCCUACUGGUCAGACUGCUAGUGAGGACCUGGGCAAGAAAAGAAAAGGGGAUCCCGAGUUUGAGACGGAAGUGCUGAUCCCCUGUUCCAAACAACCACGUCUCGACAAUAGUUACAUCUUGACACCAACGGCGGAGGCUGCCGAGCAGCCCCGCCGAGUCCAAUGA